This is a messenger RNA of Trypanosoma cruzi, 6354 nucleotides long. RefSeq lists its product as uncharacterized. The record is from RefSeq and is a predicted model, not a curated record. Gene Ontology annotation, molecular function: protein binding; calcium ion binding. The transcript has a single exon. Bases 1 to 6354 code for a protein of 2117 amino acids. NCBI's taxonomy places the organism in Eukaryota, Euglenozoa, Kinetoplastea, Trypanosomatida, Trypanosomatidae.
AUGAAGGAGAGGAAUGAGAGGGCUCGAGAUCUGCGUUCCUUUGGAUUUCCUGCCGCAACAAUGGGAUGGAGUGAGGAGGAUGUGAAUGCAUUAUCUUUGUCAAGCAGCGGCAUAUUCCGUGGACCGGUCUCCUCUGUGUACGACAGGCUGCAGGCGAGAGAGGCGCUUGAGCAACAGAAGCAGGCUGCCAGGGCGUCAUCUGCAGAGAGUACGGAGCAAAAUUGGGAAGACACAGGAGUAUGGACGAAAGCAGGGUCAGAACGGCUUUCGAAUCCUUCGGUUCCUCUUAUUAUUCUUGAGCGCAUGCAGCUUGUGUUUAUUUUAUACGAAUGGUGCCGUAAAAGAAAAAGGCGGAGCGCAUCGUGCCUGAGUGACGCUAAUUUACGUGAAAUGGAUAUGAUGAAUGACCUGGAUGCCAUGAUUGAUUCCAGAGAGCGGGAGUUGAGUAUGCGGGGAGUACUCAAGAGAUCCGGUGAGUACUUGCCUGCAUCGGAUAAUGCUGCUUCCAUGGGUACUUUGAUGACGGCGGGUAUUCCCUUCUCGGUGUUUGAGAGAUUCAUUGUGGAGCCUUACUUUGAUGUUCUUUUCCCACCGAUCCGAACUGGAAGACGCACGGUGGACUCGUUUAUGGACACUUUGGGUACGUGCGGGUGCUCGUCUACAGAGACCAGGAAAAUUUCUUUCAAUUUUACUGGUCGUUCACAACGACAAAAGAAGACGUCGUACCAGCGAAAGCGCGCUAGCCACGUUGAGGCAGCGGAGAAUCUUUUUAGUGUGAUGGACACCAAUGGUGACGGCUUUCUCUCAUGGGAUGAGUUUAGUGGUUACAUCCUGCAAUGUGGUCAGCGAGACCUACUGGCUGGUGGGUAUGAUAGCGGGGAUGGCGUGAAUGAGGGUAAGCCGGGAGGUGGAAACGACGCAACGAAAACAGUUCGAAAUACAACAAAUAUUUCUAACCGCUAUAUGAACUUUACACCCACCCCUUUAAAUGUGAAUCCCUGGCAACAACAAUGCCCACUUGUGCGUCACUUGUAUCACUCGGAGCCCAUUAGUCGGCUUCUUUUCGCCAAUCGGGGCCGGCGCUACAUCACGGCGGCCUGGGACGGACUUGUGAAAGUUUGGCGGCCCAAUCCACGCCUGGCAGAUGCAUACGGCAAGCCUUCCAUUGUGCAUGAACGAACUAUAUUUACUGCGGGAGCACCCAUUGUCGAUAUGGUGUUGUCCCCGGCCUCCCUCGGCGAUGCGGAGAUCUUGGCGGUGGUAGGGAUGGACGGUACCGUCACGCUACUGAGCGUUGUGACGGGCGAGGUUCUCAAAACUUUUAUUGGCCGCUGCUCGCUCCCCCCAAGCGCGGGUUUAGGUUGGCAGCUUAACCCGUCAAAAAGAAGAGAACUGGAGGAGACUCAUGUGAAAAACGUUGUUGAUCCAUCACUUCUGGAGGAGGACAUCCGUGAAAACGUUGAGGGUGGUGCGGUGGUGCUAAGACCUGUAUUUAAGGUGCGCGCCUACCGUCGUGAGGCGAUUGAGAUAUUCUUCACGGAGGUCUCUCGUUACUUUAUUGGGUUGGAUGUAGUGGCACCGACGUACGAACAUCUUGAACAGCGGCGAGCCGUUAAAACGGAUGUUUUGUUGCAGUUUGGUGAUGGACCUGAGACGCCAGUGGAAGAAGCACAGAAGCAGCGUUUUCCAGUCAUGCCAUUUGUUGAAAAUGAAGUUGAGUGGGCGAAGGAGGCGACGAAUAGCACAGGAUGGGGAACCAUUGAUGAGGAUGCGCAAUUCGUGAAGGAGGAUAAUUUGGAUGACAAGAAUCUCGUGGAAGAUAAAGAGACUUUGAUGAAUGAGUAUCCAGCGCCACAGAAAAAGAAGCCGAAGCGGAAGCCUAUAAGGGAUAUUCGUACCCCGGCAACAUAUUUAAGUUCAUCCUUUUUUCACGAGUACUCUACCAAGCAUAUUCGUGCAUGUAAUAAGUGUUGGUUUGCGCGUUCUGUGGCGUUUGCACGGUAUGAGCGGACAAAUUCGGCCUCUGUCCUCCCUCCUGGUGUGUUUCUCCUGCUUGGCUUUGAGACGGGGUUUUUGCAGUUUUACCAGCUGCGCCCACAGUUAUUCACCAUCUCCAACCUUUCAAUGACAAGACUGGAGGUUCCCACAACGCACAAGCCAGUUCUCAUACUCAAACUUCACCGCAAAGCAAUCACAAGUAUUCUGACAAGUGAGGCGCAUGAUCUUCUAGUGACGGCAAGCGAUGACGGCACCGUCGUUGUACGACAAAUGAGUCGGCUUCAAUUGCCAUAUGUCACGUUGGGUGAUGGCGUGCCAGCCCCUGACAGGCCGCCACCCGUUCACCCUAAUGGACAUACAAAACGUAUUACUUGCAUAUGUUGGCAUGAGACACGUAAUCUUAUUGUAACGGGAGGAGCCGACCGGAUUAUUAUAUUUUGGACGCCGUCCUCGUCACGUCAACUGUACCGAAUUGAUCUCCGCAUCUUUUCUACAAGCUCCGGAAGCAGUGGGACCCCGAUUGAUGCCUCUUUUUUUGAACCCCUACCUCACUCACCAUUGUUAUUAAUACUUGACACCAGGCGUGUGCUGUAUUUUAUUGACACUGUUUCUUAUCAAUGUUUACAUAUCCUACGGGAUGACGGACUUUCGUCAUUGAAGGCAGGGGAUAUGUUGCGAGCCCGUUAUGAUCUUGUGGAUCAUCGGCUGAUACUUGGAGGACGACAUGUGCGCUCAUGGGAUAUCCGUCAACGUGAUGAAUACCCCGAAGGCUACUGUGGACAUCGGCGUCCUGUUAUUGGAUUGGCUUACCAGCAGGCCUGGAGUUUGUGGGUGAGUGCCGAUGACUCCGUUGUUAUUAUUUGGAAUACCAAGGUGGUGGAUUUGCGUUUAGGUGAACGCAGUUCUAUGGAACAGGUGAGAGAAGAAGGUGCUGAGAGUAAUUCUGCAAGUCAUUCGACCCUACAACUUGCGAGGAAGGGGUAUCGUUGGUCUGCGCAAACUGACUUGGUGCGAUCAUGGUCUGUUGAUGGUGGGAUUUGCUGCUUUGCUGUGGAUCAGUCGGAGUCAUCUCAUGUAUUUGUCGCACUUCUGCAUGAACGACAUAUUUUGGAGUACAACAGCUUCAAUGGAUCGGUGCUUCGAUCAUUUGACUUUCCCGCAGAAAUGGGGGAUAUCUCCUCGUUAGCGUGUGGUGUAACAACGGGUGGUAGGGCUUUUUUGCGUCCCGUGUCUUUUCUCUGUGGAACAUUUGAACGGGAGCAGUCGCCGAACGGCACCACCGCCCUUUACGCGUUGGCGUCGGGAAGUGAUGUGCUUUCGGCAGUAGAGUCGACGAGUGGCGUGCACCGUUCGAUUUUGACAACAGGCGUUGGCGUUUCGUGCGCCAUUAUCGUCGCCGCCCUCGGCCUUGUUGUGGUUUGCCACCGUGGCGGCAUCAGCGUGACGCCUGUGGCCGAGGCCACCACAUGCCCCAUUGCCUGUUUGCGUCUCACGGACACGCCAAUGAGGAGAAAACCGGACAGGAAAAAGGGUGAAAAUGUCGCCGCGUCGGACCAGCCGCGAGCCCCCACCCAACACCUCAGGACGACGACAACAACGACUGUAACCCCAUCAACAAGCACAACGACGAAUAUACAUCGCGGCCAACGACGACCACUCACUUAUCCCAAUGUGCAGUCAGAAGAAAAGGGUCACUGUCGUCCAUCACCGCCGCUUGACCUUGUCGCGCUGCUCACUGGACCCCUUUUACAAGAUCCAGUGGCUCUCACACGAGAAUUUAUGCAGCAACGAGAACGGUAUCUUUUCUACAAUGGUCGGCCGAAAACGUCAUUCACGGGAACAUCAUUGGGGUCCCGAACAGAGAGCAACGCCACUAGCACUGAGAAUGAGGAAGAAGAAAGGAAUAGUAGAGAUGCCGAAUUACCGCCGUUGUUGCUCUUUUCGGAUGAGUUUAUUGCCGCCUCUUCUGUCUUUACUGGAAACUUUGGUGUCUUACUUCGAGAGCAGCUUGCUGCCCUUGGAUACGUUGGACAAAUCGUGCCUAUUAGAGAAACUGGGUAUGCCGUGAGUGGUGGAGACGAUGGUGUUGUACAGUUUUGGAAUCUGCGCACCUUGUCGGAGGUGAUGCGUUACCGUGUCACAUAUACUCUUGAGGCGGUAACAGCGAUGGAAUUUAGCGAUGAUGGUUUUUACCUUGCUGUGGGUGACGCAAGUGGGUAUAUUUUAUUAAUUGACAUGCAUCUUAUUGCGUGGGAUUCGGCGGUACCUCUUGAGAUGGUUUCAGGCAUUGAAAGUGACGUUUUUGUGUUGCGGCGAUGGCGAGGGCAUCGACAGAGUGCCACAUCUGUACGGUUUGUGCGGCAGACGGAGGGCAUGAUACAUCUGAGUACCGUGCACUCCCAAACAGCAAAAAAGAAUGCACCCUUUCGGCGACCUCCUCGCCAGGGUCUGGAAUCUGAUGUUGCUGCAGCGGACGAUAACAAUAACAUUGAAAAUAAAACCGAUUCCAACCAGAGCAGCAAACACGAAGCCAUUUUUCUUUGCACUAGUGGUGAGGACAGCUACAUCUACACAUGGUGUUGGGAGGCCCGGCCGUCUAUAGGGGGUUCUGUGCAUUGCAUCGGUUGUUUUGGCGGGGGUGUGGAGGCACCACCAAAGCCACCGGUUGAUAAACUGACGGAUGCGGCGUGGCAAGUGCUGGAGUUGGUGCGGAAGGUCUACAUUGAGGAGCGCCUACUGUCGCCUGGUGGCGCACUCAGUGGGACAAAAAUGCAGGUGGAAAUUCACACCGCGGUGCUUGAACUCAUGGAGGAAAUGCGGGCAGUUAAAUCGGGUGCCCAGCUGCCACGGCUUGGCGCAGCACCUCGGGAGCGGCAGUCGCAGUCAUUUCCAUCUCUUUUGAGGACACGGAAUUACAGUCGCGUGCCGCACUCGGACUCUGUGCAGUUUGCUGCCGAACGCUGUCCCCCCACGUAUGUUUUAGCCUUUGAAGAAGGGUUGUACUACGACCGUGGCAUUGUGGAGUUGCUUGAGCGCAUAGUCACGGAACUUCGGGCUGUACAGAAGAGGCGGCAGUCAGUUACAAACGUGGCUAGUCGCCAUGUGAGCCUUGUGGAACCGAGGCGCUCGCGAAAGUCGCUACAAACGGCUCCGAACAUAUUCUUGGAGAAAAAUACGGCGUCCGAUGAAACACGCUCUGCCUUGACGUUUUUAAGCUUGCCAGAUACAACAACUGGUGGCACUGCUACGGUUACAGCCACGUCGGUCGGCAAUGCAGCAACUUAUUCUAUGCGUCGGAGCACGAAUACCCGUGGACUCUCUUUGACGGGACCUUCACUAUUUGUCUCACAGACGUCUCCGCCGGAAUCAUAUCCGAGGAGCGAUUUUGGUAACAACGGGACUGUGGGCGGGGGCGGGGGCGGUAGUAGCACGGAUGGACCUCGUGCGGCGAGAAGUGGCAUGGGUGGUUUCUCAUUCCCUUUUUUGGCUACCUCCACCGUGGCGCAGUCCAGCAUGUCACCAACCCUUACGUCCCCGGAACCCCUUGCGGUACGCUCUCUUCCAUCGUUGGGUACGCCGCAACAGGAUUCUCCAUUGUUUCGGAUGAAUGAAGGGGACUGGUCUCCUUUGCCUCCUGUGACUGUAGGCUUUAAGAAGCCAUCGCCGCUCCCACGCCCACGUUUUACCGGCAAGAAGGGCGCGGAAAAUGGUGGAGGCUGUAGCACGACAUUGAAUAGCCUUCCAUUGACCGCAGACAUCGUUGGCACAACCAAAACGAAGGGCGACGACGCGAAACGACGAUACCGCGGAGUCAAAGUUCUUUUGCGUGAGAAGGCAAGACGCCGCUCGCAUAAUUUAUUGUUUGUGGACAAUGUGAAGAAAAGACUGUCGUUACAGGAGGCAGACGAUGUAACAAGUGGAAAUCCGGAAGAUCGCAGGGCUGCACGGCGGGAGCGGAAACGACGCUCCACAAUGUGGGAAGCGGCACGCAUCAUGAAUACACUUAUGGCGUGGAAAGCGCCGCGGGAGUCAAAUCGGUCACCGAUAAUGUCCGGAGUAGGCCCAGAAGGCGGCUUGGUUGAAUGCGCCCCAUUCACCGACCCUGUGAAGGCGCCGAACUUCAAGUUUCCGAUGUUUAUUCCACUCACGUUGGGGACCUCGCAUGCAAUGACGUCCAGGAGCAGUCUGCAGUUGGAUUUAAGCAAGAGCAUGAGCGCGAUGCUGAAAACGGAGAUGUUGGCGAUGAAUGCGACCCUGCAGGCAGCGCUGCAUGAAAAGCAAGUAUUAAUGGCACAAGAACGUGCGGCAGCGGCUGGAAACACGACUCCAGUUCAGACACAUUUUGGCACCAGGUAA